AUAUUCCUGUGCUGUGUAUACGCAUACGCUGGUUGCUCUCUUUUUGUUUUAGGACUCUGUGAUCUAAAUCUCAUUACAUGGGUUACAUCUUCACUCUCAGAAUCUGCUGCUUUUCGGAAGUCCUGCUUAUUGCAUGUACAAUGGAGCCUUGAAAAUCUUAUACAUAUUUUGUAAGUGAUUUUUGCAUUUAAGACUAAUUUUUCUUCUCGGGUUUUCUUCCAAUUUUCCCUGUUUGUUUUUUCAAUUUCUAGUGGGGGAUAUUUGGAGAAUCAAGGUAUUGAUGUACAGGAAAAAUGUAUCCUCUUUAGAUUGUUUAUUAGUGGUUUUCAUUUCAUUUUAAUUAUUAUUUUUUUGAAAAAUAUUCUGGGAAGAAAAAUUAUUUUGCCCUUUGAAGGUGUAUCCUGGCUUCUAAAAGUUCUGGGUUUUCAUUAAGUUCAAUGAAUCUGUAUCUUUUGGAAAGAUUUGCUUAUGCUGGCACUUCGAUGAUCAUCUUUCCUGGAAGAUAUGCUCUGGGUUAAAAAUGGGUACCUUUUAUGUAUUCUUGAAAAAGAAUAAUAUCUGUUCUUUAUUGAAUGUGGAAUACGUUUUUGUUCUAAUGUAUGAUUUAUGGGUUUUGAGUGAUGGUUGAAAGAAAACAAAUCAAAUUGUCACGAUCAGUUGAAUAGAAUGUGUGGAUUGGAGAAAAGAAUAAGUAGGUAGAGCUAAUUUGGGCAACCAUUGAGCUAUGGAUUUCUUCAAACUGAAGAAGUUUAGGAAGGACCGCAAGCCAAAUCAGGAAGUUGUUACUGAGCCAGAGCUGCAUCAGGAAGAGCCUAAAAAAGACACUGGUGAUCUAUUGGGUAAAUCAGUCAAUGCUGAUUCUACCAAUACUGAAAUAGAAGAAGAUGAUGAUGAUUUCAUCACAAACGAGAUAAAGAGAAGGCUGAAAGAGCUGCGGCGAAACAGUUUUAUGGUGUUAAUACCUGAGGAAACGGCUGCAGAGAAUGAGGAUGUACAAGAAGAUGAAGAGGGAGAGACCAGCUCUUGUGAGUGGAGGGACAUUGAAGCAGAAGGCCGACAAUUCUGGUCUUGGUUUGAUGCUGUGUAUGAUAGAUACUGUGACAGGAUCCUGUUUUUUGAUCGCUUGAGUGCUCAGCAGCUGCGAGAACUUGGCUCUCAAACUGUUUCAACGCUGUCUCCAAGAUUGGCAUCCAAAAAGCUUGCUUCUUCACUUGGAUGCCUUUCGCUCAAAAAAUUUGAAGAACCGGAAGAGGAAUCUGAACAAUUGCAGCAGCCUGAAAGGGACCCAUUUCAGGAUCUUGAAACAGCGUAUGUAGCACAAGUGUGCUUGACUUGGGAGGCACUGCACUGCCAAUAUACACAGCUGAACCAUAAAAUAUCAUGCCAACCUGAAAGUUCCACCUGUUACAACCUUAGUGCCCAACAGUUUCAGCAAUUCCAGGUUUUGUUGCAGAGUUUUAUUGAAAAUGAACCUUUUGAGCUUGGUUCAAGGCCAGAAAUCUACACCCGAACAAGAAAUUCUUUACCUAAACUGCUACAAGUUCCAAAGAUCCAAGGUGAUGUAUAUUCUGAAAGGGAAGAGGAGUCGGAUUUUGUGGUACUUGCCCCUGAUCUAAUUAGAAUAAUUGAAAGCUCGAUCUUAAGUUUCCGCCAAUUCAUGAAGAUGAAACAGAAAAAAUCAGGUGGCAUCCGUGAUUUACUUGGAAGUCAGAACCAGAUGGCUACUCCCCUUCAACAGAUUCAGUCGUCUCAUGAGAAGAAAGCAAUGAAACUGAAGGAACAAUGGAAGAGAACAAAAAGCUAUAGAAAGAAGUCAUGGCCUAGUUCACAAGACGACACAGUAAUGUUGCUUGGACUUAUCGAUGCAAAAAUUGUGUCAAGGGUUUUACGAAUGGUGAGGAUAAGCAAAGAGCAAAUGUUUUGGUGCGAAGAGAAGAUGAAGAAAUUAGCUAUAUUUGAUGGUAAACUGCAGAGAGAUCCAUCACCGAUCCUUUUUCCCUGUUAGUUGUGAAAAACCAGGUAAAAAUGUUAUCGGAUAUCCC
Olea europaea var. sylvestris is the source of this 2042-nucleotide messenger RNA. RefSeq lists its product as uncharacterized. The transcript has 5 exons. NCBI's taxonomy places the organism in Eukaryota, Viridiplantae, Streptophyta, Magnoliopsida, Lamiales, Oleaceae. The record is from RefSeq and is a predicted model, not a curated record. Bases 725 to 2005 code for a protein of 426 amino acids.